AUGAGCCCUCCGAAGACCUCAACGCCCUUAUCGCAACUGCUUCCUCCGCUAAUUCUAGGCGGGGCAGGAUUCAGCCAUCAAGUCUUUCGAAAUCCGACAUCUGCUCAAGCGCUACAAGUGUUAAAGCGUGCCUUUCAACUGGGUUUGCGAGCUAUCGACACUUCUGCCUAUUACCAUCCGUCAGAGCUGGUUCUCGGCGAUGCACUCUCUCAUCCUGAACUGGCUGACAACUAUUCUCGAGAUCAAUACCUCUUGAUGACGAAGGUUGGGCGCAUCACAGCCACUCAGUUCGACUACUCUCCAGCCUGGGUGCGCCAGUCAGUACUGCGGUCUCUUCAACGCCUGCGUACUUCCUACCUAGAUGUCGUAUUCUGCCACGAUGUGGAAUUUGUUCCAGUGGAUGAGGUGAUGGCUGCCAUCGGUGUUUUAUUUGAUAUGGUUCAUGAAGGACAUGUUCGGUUUGUUGGUAUCUCAGGGUACCGCAUUGAUAUUCUUGCUCGCAUUGCUCGCCGUGUUCAAGAGAAGCAUUCCCGGCCUCUAGACAUCGUUCAAAACUGGGCCCAAAUGACUCUACAGAACGACGGCCUGGCUCGAGACGGGCUCUCAGCCUUCCAAGAGGCCGGGGUCUCAUGUGUUUGCAAUUCAAGUCCAUUGGCCAUCGGUCUGCUCCGAGCAAAUGGGGUGCCGAUUGGAGACCUAGGCGAUUUUCAUCCAGCGCCUCAAGGCUUACGACAGGUAGUCAAAGACGCCGCAAAAUACGUUGCAGAUAGAGGUGAAUCAUUAGCAGCCUUGGCACUACGAUAUUCUAUUCGUCGUGCUCAAUCUUUAUCAACGGAUGAUUUUCGCAUUACAACCAUCAUGGGGGUUACUUCGAUCGACGAGCUAGAAGACAAUCUUGCAACAGCAAGACAGGUUCUAAAAAUAUCCAACGAGCAACGUUGGCUCUGGUCAUCUGCAGAGAUUAGCACAAUUAAGCGCGAAGAUGACAACAACUUAAGCUUAGCAGUGCAAAAUAUCCUCGGAACCUGGCACGGCUACUGCUUUCCCAGCCCCGGCGAUGGAUGGGAUGUGACCAAAAAAAGGCCCAUUCCUGCCAGAUUGUAA
Messenger RNA from Penicillium macrosclerotiorum, 1104 nucleotides. RefSeq lists its product as uncharacterized. The record is from RefSeq and is a predicted model, not a curated record. The coding region runs from base 1 to 1104 and encodes 367 amino acids. Lineage: Eukaryota; Fungi; Ascomycota; Eurotiomycetes; Eurotiales; Aspergillaceae. Gene Ontology annotation, cellular component: cytosol. Gene Ontology annotation, biological process: dehydro-D-arabinono-1,4-lactone biosynthetic process. Gene Ontology annotation, molecular function: D-arabinose 1-dehydrogenase [NAD(P)+] activity. The transcript has a single exon.